Serinus canaria (Common canary) is the source of this 1417-nucleotide messenger RNA. RefSeq names its product NudC domain containing 3 (gene NUDCD3). Lineage: Eukaryota; Metazoa; Chordata; Aves; Passeriformes; Fringillidae. Bases 69 to 1130 code for a protein of 353 amino acids. The record is from RefSeq and is a predicted model, not a curated record. Gene Ontology annotation, biological process: protein folding. Gene Ontology annotation, cellular component: cytoplasm. The transcript has 6 exons.
GAGGCGGGUUCCGGGCGGAACGGAAGUAAGGCCGAACCCGUUGCCGUGACAGCGGGCCCGGGGCCGCCAUGGAGGCCGCGCUCACUGACAUGUACGACCAGGCACUGCUGGGCAUCCUCCAGCAUGUCGGCAACGUGGAGGAAUUUCUGCGCAUUCUUUUCGGCUUCCUCUACCGCAAGACCGACUUCUAUCGGCUCCUUCUGCGGCCCGGGGACCGCCUGGGCUUCCCGCCCGGCGCGGCGCAGGCCAUGGCCCUGCAGGCCUUCCGGGUGUUCGAGCGCAUGGCCAGGCAGGACGAUGAGAAGAGGCGCCGUGAGCUGGAGGCCAAGCUGAGAAGGAAGGAGGAGGAGGAGGAGGCAGCUGCAGCUGCUGAGAGGGUGAAGCUGUGUCCUGCAGCUCAGGAGAUAGAGGUGGAGACGACGGAGCUCAUCCCAGCAGCAGAUGGUGGAGAAGCUGCAGGCACACAGGAACCAUCUUCAGCCCAGGGUGCUGCAGCCCCCAGCCCGCUGCCAGUGGAGCCUCCAGGGGCUGCUGCCCCAGCAGAGCUGCCCACGAGACAGGAGCAGUUCCAGACAAACCCCGACAGCUACAACGGAGCUGUGCGAGAGAAUUACACCUGGUCCCAAGAUUACAGUGACCUGGAAAUUAAAGUGCCUGUGCCCAAGCAUGUUGUCAAAGGCAAACAGGUGUCUGUGGAUAUCAGCAGUGGUGCAAUUCGUGUAGCAGUGCUGGAGGGAAGCAGCCAACAUGUCCUCAUGGAAGGGAAGCUCACCCACAAGAUCAACACGGAGAGUUCCCUGUGGAGCCUGGAGCCUGGGAAGUGUGUUUUGAUCAGCCUGAACAAGGGGGAUGAGUACUGGUGGAAUGCCAUCCUGGAGGGCGAGGAGCAGAUCGACAUUGACAAGAUCAACAAGGAGCGCUCCAUGGCCACGGUGGACGAGGAGGAGCAUGCUGUGCUGGAUCGCCUCACCUUUGACUACCACCAGAAGCUGCAGGGCAAGCCCCAGAGCCAUGAGCUGAAGGUGCAUGAGAUGUUAAAGAAGGGCUGGGACACCGAGGGCUCGCCAUUCCGCGGCCAGAAAUUCGACCCCUCCAUGUUCAACAUCUCCCCCGGCGCCGUCCAGUUUUGACAGUGGCAAAAACAACUGAAAAAUAAAGCAGGGAGAGGCGACCUGCCCGCUCCUGGAUGCCCACCAGGAUCCUCCCAGCCAGCGCCAGUGCCCGGGACUCACUGAUCCACGCUGCCGGCACCCAUCCAUGCUGUGAGGGGAAGCCUGAGGAAGUGGGCAGAUUUACAUCCUGUCACCACGGCAACCUGGGCAGCAGGACCCCUCUCCUCCCCUCCUCUCCCCUCCCCUCACCUCGAGCUGCCGAUGCUCCAUGUUUUUCUGGAAUAGAGGGAGCGUGUUGGGUCGCA